AGACUAAUCCCCUACGGACCUGUGAAGACAAACUUAGCCUCUUAUAUAGUGGCCAAGCCGAUAAGAUAAUCAACCAAAUCACCACAGAACGACUGAUAGUAGUUGAAAACAAUGCGAAAGUCUUCGCAGUUACUCUGAUAAAGAGAGUCAACGUAUGUAAUAUGGAAUUAUGGCAAACGGAACAUCCUCGUAUAAUAGUUGCGGAAGAAACCUCACAAUAUUUUAAUCUCAAACCAAAAGUUGAUAUACUCCCGCACAAUGCCGAUCUAAUGGCUUACGUAAACAGUAAGUUUCUAUACGUGGAACAAGCCUACAAUCGAAAGAUCGAUCAACUAUAUACCGACACUGCUCAUAGGAGAUGUCUAACACAGCGAGAAAUUUUACGCACCAGGCUGUUACUGGCACCUUUGGCGCCCAGUACCCUGAGCCAACUCGUUAAGGAGAAUGGAGGCUAUAUAGGAAGGGUAUUAGGAGAAAUCUUAUACAUUAUGAGAUGUAUACCCAGGACCGUAGAAAUCUACAGGACCAAUAAAUGCUAUAAUGAAUUACCCAUAGUGGUAAAUAACCGAACCAAGUUUAUGGCACCGGUUACUAGGAUUAUACAAGAACAUGCCGAAGAGGUAGAUUGCAAUGGGUUGAUGCCACCCUUGUAUUUCAUUGACGACCAAUGGAUUGGAUUAACUCCAUACCCCAUAGAAAAACACGCUCCAGAAGAGCUUUCCCCAGAAGUAGAAACUAAACUCAAUUUCUACCCGAUACAACCUGUUGGAGCGUUAGGAAUUUACACCCAGGAGGAGAUUAAGAGUGCCCAACGCAUAAUCGCUUUCGGAAAUGAACGAAAAGCGGUGGAGAAUAUUAUAGUGAGACGAGUAGCAGGCCUGGAAACCACAGGACAAGGAUUUUCCACAGUAAAUCUAUUUGAUAUAGAGGAAAUGGAGAAAUUAGCCCAUAACACGAUGCAGCAGAUUUGGGGAUGGUUCACUGACAUAGGGCUCUUUAUGAGUGGACUCAUGGGAUUUUAUGCUGUUUUUAGAAUAAUCAAAUACGCUUUGGGAGUGGUAUUGAAUGGAAUUCAUAUUUACCAGACAGUAGGAUGCGGAGUAAUGAUACUGGCCAGUCUAUGGAAUACCUUAACUAUGUGGGUAUCCCACAGAUACCAGAAAGUAGUAGCACAGGACAUAACCGAACCAAGAAGGGACGAAGAAGCCUACCUAGAGGAAGCAGAUGUACCCCAGAGACUGUAUCCUCGAGUACCCCACUCACAACACUGGACCGACGAGUCCAACCAGGAAACCCAAGGAGCGAGCCAGGCCUUGCGAACCGACUUGCCGUAAAUCUAAGUGAGACAUCGUGUCGCGGUCCGAAUCUGAGUUAAGACGAACCCAGACAUAAACUUUUGCACUCUAAUUUCAUGAACUGUGUAGUAGCGGGGUCGCUCGCAAGUACAAGGCGAGCUGACCAUUACGACCGAGAUCGUUGCAACCACGACAUUACUGUACCCACGUAUGGAUCGGGCCGUAUCCAGUAGCAGAGUAGCAGCAAGUCCUGGGCCGUCAAGGACUGAGUAAAAAAGUUACUUCUCACAUCACACAGCACCACACCAUACCACAGCAGGCAACGGAGCCUCACUGAUAGCUGCAGUGCGCGGGUUUAAACGCGAAACUUUUGUCCGCCGACAAUUUAGUCGAAACCUUUUGUUAGGCUUAAGAUGAAUGAACCCUUAUUUUGAACUUGAUAUUGUAGAUUUAGUUAUUUGAAAAGUUAUGGCACUGUAUGCCCAGAACUUUUACGAAGGGGGAAGUGGUGUAAUAAUUGCCAUUAUAAGGGAAAUGGAGAAGGUUAAUUUAAUUUCUUGAAAAUAAGAAUUCAUUUGUGAACAGCAUCUCUCUGCCGGGUCAGUUCAAUAUUUAGAUAAGCAUUUUCGCGAUUACAUUUUAACGGUCACA
Molecule: messenger RNA, 1946 nt
Organism: Leptinotarsa decemlineata (Colorado potato beetle)
Lineage: Eukaryota; Metazoa; Arthropoda; Insecta; Coleoptera; Chrysomelidae
Source: RefSeq, a predicted model, not a curated record